Molecule: messenger RNA, 226 nt
Organism: Sphenostylis stenocarpa
Lineage: Eukaryota; Viridiplantae; Streptophyta; Magnoliopsida; Fabales; Fabaceae
Source: the annotation of a GenBank genome assembly
AGGUAGUGGUCAGGUAAUAACCGUUAGGAUGGAGAUGAACACCAUAACCCCCAAUUUCAAGACGAAGGCAUGUGCGGAGGAUGAUCCUAUAUGUAAGGAUGAGAGUGUCUAUCCAAUACCCGAUGUUGUUAUUGGCGAGAAUGGGGACUUGAUUGAUCAGGGAAGCAAGUAUGGAGAAGCUAAGUCUUUUUGGGACUUGUCCUUCCCUCAUUCAGAACACAACUAA